Molecule: messenger RNA, 2283 nt
Organism: Saimiri boliviensis boliviensis (Bolivian squirrel monkey)
Lineage: Eukaryota; Metazoa; Chordata; Mammalia; Primates; Cebidae
Gene: WIPF2
Product: WAS/WASL interacting protein family member 2
Molecular function (GO): actin binding
Source: RefSeq, a predicted model, not a curated record
CUUUUUCCCCCUCCUCCAUUUUGUUCGCGGACGCUGGGGACGGUGGGAGCAGAUCCAUUUCCGGGUUGGCAAAAGGGGCGGCGGCGGCGGCGGCGGCGGCGAGAGAGAGAGAGAGCUUGCCGGGGGGCGAGCUGUACAGGACGAAGUCGGAGCGUAGGCGGUGGAGGAUUCGCUCCCAGAGCACCUGCGGCCAGGUAUAUGAAUGACCUAAAGCUGCAAAUAAAGACGGAGAGAGAGCAGUGCCAACUGGGAGCAGGGCAAGAAUGCCAAUUCCUCCUCCCCCACCACCCCCACCUGGUCCUCCUCCACCGCCCACAUUUAAUCAGGCAAACACAGAGCAGCCCAAGCUGAGUAGAGAUGAGCAGCGGGGUCGAGGUGCCCUCUUACAGGACAUUUGCAAAGGGACCAAGCUGAAGAAGGUGACCAAUAUUAAUGAUCGGAGUGCUCCCAUCCUCGAGAAGCCUAAAGGAAGCAGUGGUGGCUAUGGCUCUGGAGCAGCUGCCCUGCAGCCGAAGGGAGGUCUCUUCCAAGGAGGAGUGCCGAAGCUUCGACCUGUGGGAGCCAAGGACAGUUCAGAGAAUCUAGCUGGUAAGCCAGCCCUGCAGGUCCCCAGUUCUCGAGCUGCUGCCCCAAGGCCUCCAGCGUCUGCAGCCAGCGGGCGUCCUCAGGAUGAUACGGACAGCAGCCGGGCCUCACUCCCAGAACUGCCCCGGAUGCAGAGACCCUCUUUACCGGACCUCUCUCGGCCCAAUACCACCAGCAGUACGGGCAUGAAGCACAGCUCCUCCGCCCCUCCCCCACCACCCCCCGGACGGCGUGCCAAUGCACCCCCCACACCUCUGCCUAUGCACAGCAACAAAGCCCCUGCCUACAACAGAGAGAAACCCUUGCCGCCGACACCUGGACAAAGGCUUCACCCUGGUCGAGAGGGACCUCCUGCUCCACCCUCAGUCAAACCACCUCCUUCCCCUGGGAAUAUCAGAACGGGACCAAGUGGCCAGUCUCUGGCUCCUCCUCCUCCGCCUUACCGCCAGCCUCCUGGGGUCCCUAAUGGACCCUCUAGCCCCACUAAUGAGUCAGCCCCUGAGCUGCCACAGAGACACAAUUCUUUGCAUAGGAAGACAGCAGGGCCUGUCAGAGGCCUAGCACCUCCUCCACCCACCUCAGCCUCCCCCUCUUUACUGAGUAAUAGGCCACCUCCCCCAGCCCGAGACCCUCCCAGUCGGGGAGCAGCUCCACCACCCCCACCACCUGUAAUCCGAAAUGGUGCCAGGGAUGCUCCCCCUCCCCCACCACCAUACCGAAUGCAUGGGUCAGAACCCCUGAGCCGAGGAAAGCCCCCACCUCCACCCUCAAGGACGCCAGCUGGGCCACCCCCUCCUCCUCCGCCACCUCUGAGGAAUGGCCACAGAGAUUCUAUCACCACUGUCCGGUCUUUCUUGGACGAUUUUGAGUCAAAGUAUUCCUUCCAUCCGGUGGAAGACUUUCCUGCUCCAGAAGAAUAUAAACACUUUCAGAGGAUAUAUCCCAGCAAAACAAACCGAGCUGCUCGUGGAGCCCCACCUCUGCCACCCAUUCUCAGGUGAAGCCUGGCUUGGUUCUGUUCCUCAGGAAAAGGAUGGACCUUCUCUUCUUCUCAGAUGGUCCCUUCCAUUCCCCUGAAACCUGCAUGAGAGCUCCUAACAUGUUUCUCCAGUGCAACCAACCCCUAGACUCCAAGCAUCCUCCCAGCUCACCUCCAUCUAUGCAUCUCGUCUCUGGAUUUGGUGAUCGGACUCUUUAUAUUGACAAUAGGAUCUCAAACCCUGCAUCCAUCCUUCCUCCAGCAAGCCCUGCUAGCCACGAGGAACAAGUUUCCAUGUCUCCUGCUUUUCUCUUGGGGAAAGGUGCCUUGUUGUGAUGAAUUAACUCGUUGGGGCAGGGUGGAGAAUGGUAGCCCUCCCUUCUCCUGUCCACUGUGGGGGAUGCUUGGCAGAUAUAUUGUAUUUCAUCAUUUCGGAGGCUGGCAUGACCAGGACUUAUGGGUGGGAGGGGAGCAUUUUUAGCGAAGCAAGAAAGGAGUUUGCCGAGAAGUGAUCUGUUUUAAAGGUCAAAUUUGGAGAAAGGGCAAGGAAAUGGGUCUGCUUUAUUUUUAGAAGUAUUUUGUUUUUGUUUUCACCUGCGGUCCCCUGCCCCCCGCCCCCUCCUGCCCCCCGCCCCCUGCAGGGAUAAGUUGGGUAUAAACACUAAAUACUAAUCAGUUGAACUUAACAUUUAAUAAAAAAAGAGGGUGAAAUAAACUGA